AUGGCCUACGUCGUCCCGAUCCAUCGUGCCAGCAGCGUGCGGUACGCGCUGAAGCUCAACUUUCUCGAGCCAGAAGAAGAUUGUCUCGUUGUCGCUAAAGGAGCUCGUCUCGAAUUCUACUCCAUAACCCCCGAUGGCCUUACACUCACCACAUCUCGUGCUCUAUAUGCCAAAAUCUCGAUGCUAGCACGACUCCCGACCCCGACCAACUCGACGACAGACCAUCUCCUCGUCGGCACAGAUCAAAAUACAUACUUUACACUGAAAUGGGACAGUGAGAAACAGAGAGUCCGUACGGAACGGAGUUAUGUCGAUCUAGCCGACAAGGCAUCCCGUCCCUGUCAGAAUGGUGACCGAUGUCUGAUCGAUCCAAGCGGGAGAUUCAUGACAUUAGAAAUGUUUGAGGGCAUCAUCACCGUGAUACCGAUUAUUCAGCCUCAUAAGAAACGAGGCAAACCGCCGGUUCUGAAAACGUCGCAUUACAGUAACCCCGACGAGCCGGUACCGCAGAUCGGAGAACUGGGGGAACCUAUGCCGACAAGAAUUGAUGAGUUGAUGGUGCGAUCGUCGGCUUUCUUGCAUGUGGAAAGCAAAGCAGCUCCUAGACUGGCGCUGUUGCACGAAGAUAAUCAACGGAAAGUGAGGUUGAAAAUUAGAGAAUUGCAUUUCGAAGCGUCUACGGAGGUGGUCUUUCAGGAGACUGAGGAUUUUACCGAGGAGUUAGACCUGGGUGCUUCGCAUUUGAUUCCUGUUCCUGCACCAUUAGGUGGAUUACUGGUUCUCGGGGAGACGUGCAUCAAGUAUAUAGAUGACGCUAAUAACGAAACAAUCUCAAGGCCUCUUGACGAAGCCACAAUCUUUGUUGCAUGGGUCCAGGUAGAUGGCCAGCGAUGGCUUCUCGCUGAUGAUUACGGCCGCCUCUUUUUCCUGAUGCUGGUCCUCGAUUCCCGAAACGAAGUAGAAGGCUGGAAGAUCGACUACCUGGGUAGCGCAUCGAGAGCAUCCGUUCUCAUAUAUCUGGGCGCUGGAAUGACUUUUAUCGGCUCUCAUCAAGGCGAUUCCCAGGUUAUUCGGAUCAGUGAGGGGUCAUUUGAGAUUAUUCAGACCAUAUCGAAUAUCGCUCCAAUUUUAGAUUUUACUAUCAUGGACCUGGGUACGCGCGAAGGGGAUAACUACACCCACGAGUUCUCGUCAGGUCAAGCUCGCAUUGUCACCGGCUCCGGCGCAUUCAAUGAUGGCACCCUGAGAAGUGUGCGAAGUGGUGUCGGAAUGGAAGAAUUAGGUGUUCUAGGUGAAAUGGAGCAUAUCACGGACAUGUGGGCUCUGCAAGUUUCCAGUACGGAUGAAUUCUCAGACACAUUGGUAGUCACCUUCGUCAAUGAAACCCGAAUCUUCCAGUUCAGUUCGGAUGGCGAAGUAGAAGAAUUGGAUGAGUUUCUCGGUCUGAACUUGGCAGAGAAUACUCUCCUCUCGAAUAAUCUACCCGGCGGCCGCAUCAUACAUGUCACAGAAAGAGGUGUGAGUAUAGCCGAUACAGACAGUGGCAUGGUUAUAUCGAAAUGGUCUCCAGAUGAGCAGACAAUCACUUCAGCGGCAUGCAACGAUGAGCGCCUUGUUGUGGUAACUGGCGGACAAGUUAUUGUCGUUCUGGACAUCACUGGUGACCUGAAGGUUCUGUCACAAAAAGAUUUCGACAAGGACAAUCAAGUGUCAGGAGUGACUAUUCCACCGGCAUCAACACAAGCCUUCAUCGCCGCUUUCCCACAAAAGGCACAGGUGGCUGUUCUAUCUUUCCAGGAUUUCAAAGAACUUCAUAGCCAGUCACUGGGCAUCGCUAGUGAGGCUUUCCCACGAGCGGUACUCUUAGCAGAGAUUCUAGAAGACAGCCCUUCGACAUUGUUUGUUUCCAUGGCGGACGGCAGUGUUGUAACAUUCUUUUAUGACUCUGACAACCAUUCUCUGACUAGCAAAAAUAAGUUGAUUCUCGGCUCUGAACAACCGACAUUCAAGAAAUUACCUCGAGGCAAUGGUCUCUAUAACGUCUUCGCUACAUGCGAGCAUCCUAGUUUGAUAUAUGGUUCCGAAGGGCGGAUUAUCUACUCAGCAGUGAACUCAGAAGGUGCUUCGCGUGUUUGUCACUUCAACGCAGAAGCCUACCCAGAUGCUAUUGCAGUAGCAACCUCGAAAGAUCUCAAGAUCGCCUUGGUAGACAAGGAGCGCACAACUCAAAUUCAAACACUACCCAUUGAAGCAACUGUUCGACGGGUAGCAUAUUCCCCGACAGAAAAGGCAUUCGGAAUCGGGACCAUCAAGCGCCGUCUACAAGACGGAGCUGAAAUUGUCGAAAGCCAAUUCGUGCUUGCUGAUGAAAUCAUGUUCCGAAAAUUAGAUUCCUUUGAUUUGAAGCCGGAUGAGCUCGUUGAAAGUGUUAUUCGUGCUCAAAUGGUUGUUGGAAGUGAUGCGUAUAAUAAACCUAUCUACAAAGAUAGAUUUAUUGUCGGGACAGCAUAUUUGGAUGAUGAGACAGCAGAAUCAAUACGUGGGCGUAUCCUGCUGUUCGAAGUUGACUCUAACAGGAAGCUAUCCUUGUUCCUGGAACAUCCGGUCAAGGGGGCAUGCCGAGCAUUGGCUAUGAUGGGCAAUAAGAUAGUUGCAGCCCUUGUGAAGACUGUGGUCAUCUUCGAUGUAGAACGGAAAUCACAGCUAGGAAAACACGCGCUCAAGAAGGUCGCCGCCUACCGCACAUCAACCGCCCCUGUUGAUAUCGCUGUAACCGAUAGCACCAUUGUUGUCGCCGAUCUGAUGAAAAGUAUAUCCAUAGUUGAGAGCCACAAAACCGACGCUUUGACUGUUGAGGCAAAGGAAGUCGCCCGUCAUUUCGCUACUGUAUGGACUACGGCUGUAGCAGAUAUUGGGUCAAAUCAGUGGCUUGUUAGUGAUGCAGAAGGAAAUCUGAUUGUCCUUCGUCGGAAUGUCGAUGGUGUAACAGAGGAAGAUCGUCGACGACUGGAAGUGACGAGUGAGUUACUUUUGGGCGAAAUGGUCAAUCGUAUUCGACCGGUGAAUAUUCUUCAAACGUCGACGGUGGCGGUAAACCCGAAGGCGUUUUUGGGAACUGUCGAAGGAUCAAUCUAUCUCUUCGCGCUCAUCAACCCAGAGCACCAGGACUUCCUGAUGCGACUCCAAACAGCCAUCACAGCUUAUGUUGAUUCCCCAGGAUACAUGCCAUUCAGCAAGUUUAGGGCCUUCCGAUCGUCUGUGCGUGAGGGCGACGAGCCUUUCAGAUUUGUUGACGGAGAACUUAUUGAGAGGUUUUUAGACUGUGAUAGACCUGUUCAGGAAGAGAUACUAGGCGUUGUUGGGAGUGGUUAUGAUUUGGAGUCAGUCCAGAAGAUGAUUGAGGCCUUGAGAAGGUUGCAUUAG
Molecule: messenger RNA, 3423 nt
Organism: Talaromyces stipitatus ATCC 10500
Lineage: Eukaryota; Fungi; Ascomycota; Eurotiomycetes; Eurotiales; Trichocomaceae
Product: UV-damaged DNA binding protein, putative
Exons: 5
Coding region: 1-3423 (1140 amino acids)
Biological process (GO): proteasome-mediated ubiquitin-dependent protein catabolic process; DNA repair
Cellular component (GO): nucleus; site of double-strand break
Molecular function (GO): protein binding; nucleic acid binding
Source: RefSeq, a predicted model, not a curated record